Molecule: messenger RNA, 3686 nt
Organism: Salvelinus namaycush (lake trout)
Lineage: Eukaryota; Metazoa; Chordata; Actinopteri; Salmoniformes; Salmonidae
Product: 5'-AMP-activated protein kinase subunit gamma-2-like
Exons: 16
Coding region: 481-3027 (848 amino acids)
Source: RefSeq, a predicted model, not a curated record
CAUGCGUACUUGUCUCUCCACUGUGAAGCGUGAACCCAUCAAAUCCUUUCUGGGAACGUCUGCAUUGGCAUUAUAAUACGACCUUCCUUGUUUCAAUUGUGGAUUUACUCUUGCAGUUUGUUGUCGUUUGAAAUAUCAGCGCGUGUCAUUAGCCACCCAGAAGGGAAGGCUACAUUUUAUGCCAAGUGAAUCGCAUUCUGCGCGGUGUAUUUUUUUGUCAGGUCUGAUAUAUCCGACCUCAAGCCGAUAACUUUCAUCAACACACGAGUUGAGUGGAGGAGCACAUUAAUGCGUACAGUACACGGACCUACUUGCCAUAAGGACAUCUGUCAGAAUCCGAAUAAUGUUUUUGCAGUGAUUGUUUUGGUAUCAUUUACCACACUUCCACUGUUGCCAGUCUAUCUAGCACCAGAGUAGCCAAAGUAACGCUUUUUAAAAACGAUUGAAUGAGUCCAGUUGUUUAGAGAAUUCUAGAAAAAUAUGGGAAGCACAGCAAAUGACUCCAAGAAGAGAGACGUGAAGACACCUAGAAAGAAGAGGACGCUUCGAUUGAACAUGCCCGACCUCGGCUCGUUUGCCAUGCCCUUCUUGGAGGGAGAUGCCGACCAUGUGGACAAGGCCGACAUACAGAAGGAUGAUGGGAGUUGCCACUCAGCCAGCCCGACCAAAGGCUUCUUCACGAGGGGGCCCUUCAGUCGGCCCUCCAGUCCCAAGUCGGCCCCUGCUAGGACCAAGAACAGCCCGGGCUCCCCCAAAACCAUCUUCCCCUACCCUUCGUCCCACCAGGACUCCCCACCCAAGUCACCUCGUCGCCUGAGCUUCAGCGGCAUCUUCCGUUCCUCCUCCAGAGACUCUAACUCCACCUCUCCCGUCAGCAUCAAGCUCUUCUCCAGGGCCAGGAAAGCCUCCGGGAUCUCCUCGCCCCCCUCAACUCCUCCGACGCAGGCCGCCAAGCAGCCGCCGGCGUUCCCGCUGGAGGCCUAUCGGAGCGAGCCGGAGAGGCUGGAGGCACGGAUGCGCUCCUACUCAUCCCCGCCGGACACCGGGCAGCGCUUCAGUCUACGCUGCUCCAAGCCACCCAUGACUCCCUCCGCCCCCAUCGCUAACUCACGAUCACGACCAGUCCACGGUUUAGCUGAAGGCAUGCUGGAGAAACUUGAUCUAGAAGAUGAAGCUUUUGAAGAAUCCGAAAGUGAUAUCUACAUGCGCUUUAUGAAGUCACACAAGUGCUACGACAUUGUUCCUACCAGCUCUAAGCUGGUGGUUUUUGACACUACUCUGCAGGUAAAAAAGGCCUUCUUCGCCUUGGUUGCCAACGGGGUGCGGGCAGCCCCACUAUGGGAGACAAAGAAGCAGAGCUUUGUCGGAAUGUUAACCAUCACAGACUUCAUCAACAUCCUCCACAGAUACUACAAGUCUCCCAUGGUACAAAUAUACGAGCUGGAGGAACAUCAGAUUGAAACAUGGAGAGAGCUCUACCUACAAGAAACCUUUAAGCCGUUAGUGAACAUAUCACCUGAUGCAAGCAUAUUCGACGCGGUGUACUCGCUCAUCAAGAACAAGAUCCACCGGCUGCCCGUCAUCGACCCAGUCAGCGGCAACGCGCUUUAUAUCCUCACGCACAAGAGGAUCCUCAAGUUCCUCCAGCUCUUCGUGUGCGAGAUGCCCAAGCCUGCCUUUAUGAAGCAGACUUUGGAGGAACUAACCAUCGGGACCUACCACAACAUCGCCUUCAUCCACCCCAACACACCCAUCAUCAAGGCCCUCAACAUCUUUGUGGACCGGAGGGUGUCCGCACUGCCAGUGGUGGACGAGUCAGGAAAAGUAGUGGAUAUCUAUUCCAAGUUUGAUGUCAUUAACCUUGCUGCUGAGAAGACCUACAACAACCUGGACAUCACGGUGACCCAGGCUCUGAGGCAUCGCUCACAGUACUUUGAGGGCGUCAUGAAGUGCAACCGGCUCGAGACACUGGAGACCAUCGUGAACAGGAUAGUCAAAGCAGAGGUCCACAGGCUGGUUGUGGUGGAUGAGAAUGCCCGGAUCGUGGGCAUCGUGUCCCUGUCGGACAUCCUGCAGGCCCUGGUGCUCACCCCUGCAGGUAUCUGCAGGAAGAACAGCCAACCACAACCAGAAGCAGAGGCACCACCAGCAACGUUAGUAGAGGCAGAACCAGAGGUAGAGGUAGUAGCAGAUACAGAACUACAGGAAGAAGCCGAAGCAGAGGCACCACCAGAGAUGUUAGUAGAGGCAGAGGUAGAGGUAGCAGCAGAUACAGAACUACAGGAAGAAGCACAGGCACCACCAGAGAUGUUAGUAGAGGCAGAGGUAGAGGUAGCAGCAGAUACAGAACUACAGGAAGAAGCAGAGGCACCACCAGAGAUGUUAGUAGAGGCAGAGGUAGAGGUAGCAGCAGAUACAGAACUACAGGAAGAAGCAGAGGCACCACCAGAGAUGUUAGUAGAGGCAGAGCCAGAGGUAGAGGUAGCAGCAGAUACAGAACUACAGGAAGAGGCCGAAGCAGAGGCACCACCAGAGACUGAGGAACCACCAGAAACAUUGGUAGUGGUGGCUGAACCGGCGACUGAGGUAGAAGCUCUAGUGGAAGCUGAAACAGAGGUGGAAGGUAAGACUGAGGCUGAGGUGGUGGUGGAAGCAGAAAUCAAGACCGAGGUAGUGGAGGUUAAGGGUGAAACUGAGGCAGAGAUGAAGGCUGAGGUGGAGAUUAAGGCUGAAACCAAGGCAGAGGAAGUAGAGGUUAAGGCUGAAACUGAGGCUGGGGUGGUGAUGGUAGAGGUGGUGUGGAUUAAGGCUGAAACUGAGAUAGAGGCUGAGGUGGAGGUUAUGGCUGAAACCGAGGCUGAGGUGGGGAUGGCAGAGGAUGAAGCAGAGGUGGUGGUCGAGAUUAAGGCUGAAACCGAGACAGAGGCUGAGGUGGGGAAUGCUGAGGCCGUGGCAGAGUCUGAGCCAGUAGUGAAGGUAGAGACUGAAGCUGGACCCAAGGAUGCUGAGGAAGGAGAGGCAGAGUGACAUCCAUGGCAGUCGCUACAAGCUGUAUGUGACUGACCUGCCAUGACGCUGCUGUGAGAGGAAGUUGACUCAGGAAGAGGAGCGAGCUGAGAAAGAGGGAUCUAAUUGUUGGGAUGGGUGGUUUAGUAGAAGUGUGACACUCCGGCUUACCAGGGUCCUAAUGGGUCAUAUUCUGUGAUGGGGGAGGUGGUCACAUGGGUGACUUACUCGGGCUGACCAACCAGGGAUCACUUUACUAUAACUGGGUUGUGCCUCCCUUUUCUCCAGAUUGUGCACACCCCUGUCCUUUUACCUCUGGAUCUUCCAGCAUCACCUGACUAUGGGCCCCAUCUAGAAACAACCUGUAGUCCCUAUCCCCUAGGCACUUGUGUAGACUUGAAAGGAGUGGAUGGGUGUGAGCAAUGUGGCUAAUAUUCCACCUAGCCUAUCAGAGAGAAUGGCGGAGCUACCACCAUGUUGUCCUGUCUACACCAAGUGUCUACCUAGAGCAGUGGUUCCCAACCUUUUCUGAACCGGGGCAUACCUUGAUUUGAGACAAAUUCUGUGGCACACCUAAAAUCAGUGGCGUGCCGUGGGCCUGGGGCCUGGGCCUUCAGUGAGGUACUACACAGUCCCACCCGAAUUAAUCCACCUCUUAUUACCAUCAUUAUGAUGCCAUG